GUUACCCAGCUGUGGGAGGGCAUCAUAUGACACCCUCCCAGAAUGCACCCUCUCGUGUGCCCCCACGGGCACGCACCCAGCGAUCUCCGUGAUCGCUGUGUCCUACAGACACAGCUGAUCACGGGCGGACUGACCAUUUGGAAAUUCGGGCACUGCCCGAGGGCCCGGGGUCAGUAGGGGGCCCCAUGAGAUGCCCCUGGUACAUUUUUCAUAGGCUUUUUAGAGUUUGGGCAAGGACACAGGGGCCCCAUGAUCCCCUAUUGCCCGGGGGGCCCCAUGAGUUGUCAGUCCGCCCCUGCUGGUGUUUGCGCAGUGAACAUUCUCAGGAUAAAUCUAUUCCAUCAUCUGUGUUGCAUCAUCACUUGCCCCUCUUUGGCUAAACA
Messenger RNA from Staurois parvus, 383 nucleotides. Lineage: Eukaryota; Metazoa; Chordata; Amphibia; Anura; Ranidae. The record is from the annotation of a GenBank genome assembly.